AUGACUUCAUUACUUGAAGUUAAAUCUUCUCAAUCUUCGGUAACAAAAAAAUCAUUUUUAUCUACCAAAAGCGUUAAGCUGAACCAUAAGCAUUCCAAAAACAUAUAUUUCGAAGAUAAAGAUACUGUUAAAUGCGGUGAAUUAUUUAGAUACAAAGUCAAGAUAUUUAAGAGCGGUAUUUCUAAAGAUGAAUCGUUUCAUAUACAGUUUAAAAAUGAAGAAUCUAUAAUUUUAUUACCUGUUUAUUUAACUGGUCCUUAUACUUUUUAUGUUGAUGUUAGGCCUUUUAAUUAUGACGAAAAUGAACCAUUCAGUGAAAAUAUUUAUUUCGCGCCAAAUGUCAAACCAGAUGAAAAAUUUAAAGCUGUUUUAACUUGCAACGAUAAUUCUUUUAAUGAAAAGGAGGAUUGCUUUGAAUGGACCAUAGACGUUAUAUCUCAACUGGCUGUUUUGACAUCUGCAUCUUUGGAUUUUAAAUUAGAAUUAUAUGAUCACAAGAUUAAACCAGUGAGGGCUGAUGUGGUAAAAGUGGAUAAACUAAGCACUUAUGAUAUUUGGUCUAUGCCACCCAAAAACCCAGAUUUGCCUGUACAUCUAGUGAUUAUUACACACGGAAUUUUUUCUAAUAUAGGGUGUGAUAUGUUAUGCUUAAAAGAUAAAAUUGAAAAAGUAGCAAGUACUCAGCCGGUAUCCUCAGAUAAUAUUGUCGUUCGAGGCUGUAUGGAUAAUAUUGGUAAAUCGGGCAAAGGAUUAGAAUAUUUGGGCACCGCUGUGGCGGAAUAUAUUUUGAAAGUGGUUAAAGAAAGCAAAUAUACUAUAGAUAAGAUUUCCUUUCUAGGACACUCGUUGGGUGGACCUGUUCAAGCUUUUGCAAUUUACUAUAUAUAUCAUCAUGAACCUCAUUUUUUCGACAAGAUUGAGCCGAUAAAUUUUGUAACUCUAGCCAGUCCAAUGUUAGGUGUGGCUGCUGAGCUACCAAUGUACACUACAAUUGCCUUGGAUUUUGGUGGACUGGGUAAAACAGGAAGAGAUUUGAAUUUUAAGCAUAGGUAUUUGAUUCCAAAGGAUAAUCAAAGCAAUAAACCCAUCUUAGAGAUUGUUCCUCAGUGUCCCAUUUUUAAAAAAUUCAAGAAUCGUACAGUCUAUGCCAAUGUUCUACAUGAUGGUAUUGUUCCAUUAAGAACUUCUGCUUUAUUAUAUUUGGACUGGUAUGGUGUAGAUAAAGUGUUUGCAAUAUUUAAAAGUGAAGGUUUGGCUGGUAUUCGUACAUACAAGGAAGAUCGGAAACAAUCAACUACGGGAGAAAUCCCACUUUUAACUCUGGGCAAUAAAAUGAAGCUGAAAAAAUACAGAAGGCUACAAAUUCUUGGCAAUGAAGAAAAUAGUGGCAGUAACAAUGAAGAUGAUGAUGUAAAGGGGAACUUACAGCAAAUAUCUGGAGAUGUCUCUGGUUCUAUUCCGGACUUUAAACCAAUACCAAAGGCUUCCACAUUUAUGGCAGCUGCAAAUGUUUUGUUAUCAGCUUUACCUACGGAAAAUUAUAUAAAAAAUCCAGAUAUCAGAACAGAUGGUAUUUUACAUGAUAGAAUAUAUUAUCCGGAAGAAUUACCACCAGCGCAUUAUACUAAUAGGGAGAUUUUUAAAAAGAUUAUAUACCCUAGAGAUAAAAUAUACAGGAAAGAGGAAAGAAUAGCAAGGUAUUGGCAAGAAUCAAUGCAAUGGAGAAAAGUAUUGGUAGUUUUGAAACCCGAUUCUCAUAAUAAUAUUAUAGUUCGUAGAAGGUUCAUUAAUUUGUUUGGAAAUGUUGUUAUAGAUCAUGCAGCUAAAACCCAUUUUGCAUAUGUUUAA
Saccharomycodes ludwigii is the source of this 1848-nucleotide messenger RNA. Its product is annotated as putative hydrolase. The record is from RefSeq and is a predicted model, not a curated record. Gene Ontology annotation, molecular function: monoacylglycerol lipase activity. NCBI's taxonomy places the organism in Eukaryota, Fungi, Ascomycota, Saccharomycetes, Saccharomycodales, Saccharomycodaceae. The transcript has a single exon. The coding region runs from base 1 to 1848 and encodes 615 amino acids.